Messenger RNA from Sardina pilchardus (European sardine), 1477 nucleotides. It is a transcript of the gene drd5a, whose product is annotated as dopamine receptor D5a. Bases 98 to 1477 code for a protein of 459 amino acids. Gene Ontology annotation, biological process: adenylate cyclase-activating adrenergic receptor signaling pathway; G protein-coupled dopamine receptor signaling pathway. NCBI's taxonomy places the organism in Eukaryota, Metazoa, Chordata, Actinopteri, Clupeiformes, Clupeidae. Gene Ontology annotation, cellular component: plasma membrane. Gene Ontology annotation, molecular function: dopamine neurotransmitter receptor activity, coupled via Gs; G protein-coupled receptor activity. The record is from RefSeq and is a predicted model, not a curated record. The transcript has a single exon.
UGCACGGAGAUGAGGAAGGGGACGUAAGAGUGUCUCGUUUUUGUGCGUCUGGACACGGGCGUAACGCAGUAUUACAUCUGUUCACCUGACCGGGCUCAUGGAGACUCCAGCGAAAUACUUCUCGUCCGUGCUCGCCUGCAACACCAUCCCGUUCCCACUUGGAGUGAUUAUGUGGAACGUGACCGACACGGAGGCGACCUUAGAUGCGAGGAAAGACUUGGUGGUCCGUGCCGUAACGGGAUGCCUGCUCGCCGUGCUCAUCCUCUGGACGCUGCUCGGGAACAUUAUGGUGUGCACUGCCGUGCUCAGGUUCCGCCACUUGAGAUCCAAAGUCACCAACAUUUUCAUAGUUUCCCUGGCAGUUUCGGAUUUAUUCGUUGCUGUUCUGGUGAUGCCAUGGAAAGCAGUCGCCGAAGUGGCAGGUUACUGGCCGUUUGGUUCCUUCUGUAAUAUUUGGGUAGCUUUCGACAUCAUGUGCUCCACAGCAUCUAUCCUCAACCUCUGUGUUAUAAGCGUUGACCGCUACUGGGCAAUAUCAAGUCCUUUUCGAUACGAGAGAAAAAUGACCCAACGAGUGGCCUUUGUGAUGAUUAGUCUGACCUGGACACUGUCUGUACUCAUAUCCUUCAUUCCGAUCCAACUAAACUGGCACAAAGCCAGCGUGGAAAUUAUCGGCCCAAACAACACCACGAUGGAAGAGCCAGUCGAAGAGAAUUGCGACUCUAGCCUCAACAGAGAAUACGCCAUCUCCUCGUCUUUGAUAAGUUUCUAUAUCCCUGUGGCGAUUAUGAUUGUGACAUACACCCGCAUCUAUCGGAUUGCUCAAAUACAGAUACGGAGGAUAGCGUCUCUGGAGCGCGCGGCUGAGCACGCACAGAGCUGCAGGACGAACAGACUCGAGUGCCAACACCACAAUACCUUGAAAACGUCCAUAAACAGGGAAACCAAAGUUCUGAAAACUCUUUCUGUGAUAAUGGGUGUAUUUGUCUGUUGCUGGCUACCUUUCUUUAUUCUGAACUGCAUGGUUCCUUUUUGUGAUAAACCACCCACCGACCAGGAAGCUGGACUACCGUGUGUCAGUGAAACUACUUUUGAUGUGUUUGUGUGGUUCGGCUGGACCAACUCCUCUCUAAACCCCAUCAUAUACGCGUUCAAUGCAGAGUUUAGGAAAGCCUUUGCAAAUCUGCUCGGUUGUCGUAACUUUUGCUCCAGUACACCGGUUGAAACAGUGAAUAUAAGUAAUGAACUCGUCUCAUAUAACCAAGACACUUUAUUCCACAAAGAGAUCGUCAACGCGUAUGUGAACAUCAUCCCAAAUGUCGUGGACUGUAUUGACAACGAAGACACCUUUGACCGGAUUUCUCAGUUUUCUCAUAAUAACGAAAUAGCGACCGAUUCGGUUUGUGACUUAAACGAUUGCGAGACAGAUAUUUGUCUAGACAGGUUAACACCGUUCACUCCAAAUGGUUUACACUGA